CUGCUGGGGGACCCACGUAAGAGGAUGCGCUACUUCGACCCCCUCCGCAAUGAGUAUUUUUUCGACCGUAACCGUCCCAGCUUUGACGCCAUCCUCUACUACUACCAGUCGGGUGGGCGCAUCCGGCGACCCGUCAACGUCCCCAUCGAUAUCUUCUCCGAGGAGAUCCGCUUCUACCAGCUAGGGGAGGAGGCCAUGGAGAAGUUUCGGGAGGACGAGGGUUUCAUUCGGGAGGAGCAGCGACCGCUUCCCGACAAGGAGUUUCAGCGCCAAGUGUGGCUCCUCUUCGAGUACCCCGAGAGCUCCGGGCCGGCCCGAGGCAUUGCCAUCGUCUCUGUCCUGGUCAUCCUUAUCUCUAUCGUCAUCUUCUGUCUGGAGACCCUGCCUGAAUUCAGGGACGACCACGACUAUGAGGGAACUGGAGGGACCUUUGGGACGGGUGGUGGCCCUCUCCCACCUGAUGUCUUCACCAACUCCUCAUCCUCGGCCACUUCCAUGGUGUCGUCCUUCACCGACCCUUUCUUUGUGGUGGAGACUUUGUGCAUCAUCUGGUUCUCCUUCGAGCUGCUGGUCCGCUUCUUUGCCUGCCCCAGCAAGGCCACCUUCUCCAAGAACAUCAUGAACAUCAUUGACAUUGUGGCCAUCAUUCCCUACUUCAUCACGCUGGGCACCGAGCUGGCUGAGCGGCAAGGCAACGGCCAGCAAGCCAUGUCCUUAGCCAUCCUCAGAGUCAUCCGGCUGGUGAGGGUCUUCCGUAUCUUCAAGCUCUCCCGGCACUCCAAGGGGCUGCAGAUCCUGGGGCAGACCCUCAAGGCCAGCAUGCGGGAGCUGGGCUUGCUCAUCUUCUUCCUCUUCAUCGGCGUCAUCCUCUUCUCCAGCGCUGUCUACUUUGCAGAAGCCGAUGAUCCCAGUUCAGGUUUCAGUAGCAUCCCCGAUGCCUUCUGGUGGGCGGUGGUGACCAUGACCACGGUGGGCUACGGGGACAUGCACCCCAUCACCAUUGGGGGUAAGAUUGUGGGGUCUCUCUGUGCCAUUGCGGGGGUGCUAACCAUCGCUCUCCCUGUGCCUGUGAUAGUCUCCAAUUUCAACUAUUUCUACCACCGAGAGACAGAAGGUGAGGAGCAAGCCCAAUACAUGCACGUCGGGAGCUGCCAGCAUCUCUCAUCCAGCGAGGAGAUGAGGAAGGCUCGCAGCAAUUCCACCCUCAGCAAGUCCGAGUACAUGGUGAUCGAGGAGGGGGGAAUCAACCACAGUGCGUUCAAACAGGCUGCCUUUAAGACAGGCAACUGCACAACCACAAACAAUCCCAACUGUGUGAACAUCAAAAAGAUCUUUACGGAUGUUUAA
Molecule: messenger RNA, 1347 nt
Organism: Cariama cristata (Red-legged seriema)
Lineage: Eukaryota; Metazoa; Chordata; Aves; Cariamiformes; Cariamidae
Product: potassium voltage-gated channel subfamily A member 3
Exons: 1
Biological process (GO): potassium ion transmembrane transport; protein homooligomerization
Cellular component (GO): membrane; voltage-gated potassium channel complex
Molecular function (GO): delayed rectifier potassium channel activity
Source: RefSeq, a predicted model, not a curated record